GUUGUUGACGUAGUAAUACGGUAUUUUUAGAAAAACAUAAAUCCAAAACAUUUAUGUUUAUAUGAAUUUAUUUACCUGAUAUUGUAACUUUUAUUAGCUGAAAUGUUUUAACAAAUUAAUCUAAGAUUAAGUUCAAUUGUAGUUUUGAAAAUGGCACGUCAAAGAAAAAAUGCUACUAGUCCUAAUAACCCGAACAAUAAUGAAAAGGACAAAAAGAAAGUUCGGAUGAACAAUAAUACAAGCAGUAGCAGUACAGGCAGUCAAACUCCCGUAAAACCAUCGAUAUCCAAUAAUAAGUAUUUCUUUUAUAAUCGGUGGUGGACAAUUUUUGGAUCUUUAGCACUUUUAAUUGCUUCAGUAUUUUGUUACUUAGGUUAUUUAGAAACAAGAGUGAAUACUCCAUUUGACAAUCAAAAAAUGGUUGAAAGAACUGGGCUAGAGGAUUUAGAGAAAUAUUGGGGAUCAUAUAGGCCUGGUCAAUAUUUUGGACUUAAAACACGGGAUCCCUAUUCAUUAGUGAUGGGAUUAAUGUGGUAUUUUCCUUAUAGACUCAAACCUGGUGGGGAGGGCAUUAGACAUUGGUGCGAAAUAGGAGAUAAGUUACAACAAUAUGGCUGGACCAGACAUGAUGGUAGAUCUUUUGGUUUACAGGAAAUCCAUGAUUCCAACAUUGUACUAGAAACUUCAUUUAUAAAAAUACCAGGAAAACAAUAUGGAGGCGAUUGGAGUGCACGAAUAGCUGUUAAGAAUAAAAAUCCUGAAAUAAAAGAUCCGAUUUCAUUAAUUUGGUAUGUAGCACUUGAUGAAAAAACAAACGGUCAUAUAUGGCAAGAUGUUUCAUCAGAAAUUCCGGAAAUAUCAGGUGAAACAACUGGAUUGGGUGAAUUUAAAUUAACUUUGAAUACAAUAAGCGGAAAAGUUUUGCAUAAAUCGUUUUUAAGUACCGUAGCACCAAGCUUACAACAUUUAACUGAAACAAUCAAAUCGUUUUUACGUCUAACAAAUUCUGAAAGUGGUAAAAAAGUAAUUUCGCUGGCUGGAGAAUCAUUGAUAGGACAAAACGGAGAAAAACUUAAAUCGAAUUUUAUAGCUAUUCAAUUGCUUGUAAAUACGCCAUUUACUUUAGAUAUAUCAUAUAAUUCUGUGACAGGAUUUUAUGGAAAUGAACCUAUACCGCAUCCACCGAUCGGGGAAGACUAUACACAACUUUUGAAGAAGAAAAUAGAUGAAUUUGACAACAAAUUUGAAAAAACUUUUAAUUUAGAAAAUAAGAAAUUUUCACAAGAUGAAAUUAAUUUUGCCAAAGCUGCAUUGAGUAAUAUGCUCGGUGGUAUAGGAUAUUUUUAUGGAUCAUCCCGCGUUAAAAGCGUUCACACCAAGGAACCAGUACCUUAUUGGAAAGCUCCAUUGUACACAGCAGUACCAUCGAGAUCAUUUUUUCCUAGAGGUUUUUUGUGGGAUGAAGGUUUCCAUGGUCUUUUAAUUUCGGAAUGGGAUUUGGAUAUUGAGCUAGAUAUCUUAUGCCAUUGGUUCGAUUUAAUAAAUGUCGAAGGUUGGAUACCUCGUGAACAAAUUCUCGGUGUCGAAGCGUUAGCUAAGGUUCCUGAAGAAUUUGUUACACAACGAAAUACUAAUGCCAACCCCCCAACGUUCUUUAUGGUUUUGAAAAAAAUUUUGACAAAACAUCGAGUUGAGUUAUCUACCAAGAAGCGAAUUUCUACUUUAGAACGAUUAUAUCCAAGAUUGCAGGCAUGGUUUACUUGGUAUAAUACUACACAAAAAGGAGAAAUCAUCGGAACGUACAGAUGGCAUGGUCGUGAUGAAAAUUCUAUUAAAGAGCUAAAUCCUAAAACAUUAACUUCAGGGUUAGAUGAUUAUCCAAGAGCAUCUCAUCCAACAGAUAAAGAACGCCACGUUGACUUAAGGUGUUGGAUAACAUUAGCAGCUGGGGUUAUGGCGGAACUUUCAUCUAUAAUUGGACGUGAUGAUAUAAAAUAUUGGGAGACAUAUUCAUAUUUGUCGGAUAACACAUUACUAAAUGAAAUGCAUUUAAGCCCAUAUACUGAAACUUAUUCAGAUUUUGGUCUUCAUACAGAUGCUGUUUCUUUAAAAAGACCCCAACCUACGCCAGAACAAUUGCAACAUUACCAGCAGCCGGAAAUGAUACGUGAAGUAACAAAACAACCUGAAUAUCGUUAUGUUGAUUCAACGUUUGGUUAUGUUAGUCUGUUCCCAUUCAUUUUAGAAAUUUUAGAUCCCAACUCAGCGUAUUUACAUAAAAUUUUAAAAGAUAUGCGUGAUCCAACAAAACUGUGGACAGAUUUUGGAAUACGUUCUUUAUCUAAAACUUCACCAUUAUAUAUGAAAUGGAAUACAGAACAUGAUCCGCCAUAUUGGCGGGGUCAAAUUUGGAUAAACAUCAAUUACUUAGCUUUAAAAGCACUCUAUCAUUAUGGGUCACAACCUGGACCGUAUAGUGAAGAAUCAAAAAAAAUCUAUGUAGAACUAAGACAAAAUAUAAUAAAUAACAUAUUCAAGGAAUAUAAACGGACCGGUUACAUUUGGGAACAAUACAAUGAUAAAACAGGUGAAGGUUCUGGUUGUCAUCCUUUUACUGGUUGGUCAGCAUUAGUUGUAAUGAUAAUGUCUGAACAAUAUUAGUUUGUAUGUUUUAAUUGAAAAAAGGAAAUUGAUUAAAAGUAAUAUAAUAAUUAGAUCAAUAUUAAAAAUAAUUAAACUGUGUUAGUCAAUUUUAAGGGAAAAAAAAAUUUUUAAAGUCUGUUUUUUAAUUAAUAAUUAAUUUGGAAUUGAUAGAUUUUAAAUUAAUUAAUUAAUUUGUAAAAAUUACGUUUUAACACUUUGCAAUGUGCUCAAAACUGUAAAUAAAUGUAAUAA
Molecule: messenger RNA, 2895 nt
Organism: Condylostylus longicornis
Lineage: Eukaryota; Metazoa; Arthropoda; Insecta; Diptera; Dolichopodidae
Gene: GCS1
Exons: 5
Coding region: 151-2661 (836 amino acids)
Biological process (GO): protein N-linked glycosylation; oligosaccharide metabolic process
Cellular component (GO): endoplasmic reticulum membrane
Molecular function (GO): Glc3Man9GlcNAc2 oligosaccharide glucosidase activity
Source: RefSeq, a predicted model, not a curated record